UCCAGUCGUUAGUGAGGAAGACUACUGCGGAUAUUACGGCAAUUUCUAUAGAGUAGAAGAGAUAAACAAACAUGUAAUAUUAUACACAAGACAUUUAUUGACUCACAAUUCAUACUGUCUCAAUAUUAUAAAUUUUCUUCGAAUUUAUCUGAGCGUCGUCACAUUUUUGGUGUCCGGUGAAGGAAUUUAAUCUGCCUUCUUUCGACCACAACGAAGUUGUCUUGCCAAAAGAAGGACGAUGGGUGGAAAAAUGGCGUGAAACGAUGAUCUUUACCACAUUUUUUUUCUGACUGCUGUCAGAGAGAUGAGUCUGUGAUUGUCCCUAAACCCAAAGGGAGGCUGCCAGAACUGUAAUUCUUUUUGUGAUUUUGUUGUUAAAUUAAAAGUCUAAAAUCAUGGCUUGGGCUCUGAAAUUACCUCUGGCCGAUGAGGUGAUUGAGUCUGGUCUGGUCCAGGACUUUGAUGCCAGUCUGUCAGGGAUCGGGCAAGAGCUUGGAGCUGGUGCUUACAGCAUGAGUGAUGUGCUGGCUCUCCCCAUCUUCAAGCAGGAGGAGUCUAACUUACCGCCAGAAAGCGAUAAUAAGAUCCUUCCUUUCCAGUAUGUACUGUGUGCUGCCACUUCUCCUGCUGUCAAACUACACGACGAGACCCUCACCUACCUCAAUCAAGGACAGUCUUAUGAAAUUCGAAUGCUGGACAAUCGGAAAAUGGGAGAGCUUCCUGAGAUCAAUGGGAAAAUGGUGAAGAGCAUCAUCCGCGUUGUGUUUCAUGACCGCCGCCUUCAGUACACUGAACACCAGCAGCUGGAGGGCUGGCGCUGGAACAGGCCUGGAGACAGAAUCCUUGAUUUAGAUAUUCCGAUGUCGGUAGGGGUGGUCGAUCCCAGGGCAAACCCUACACAACUCAACACUGUGGAGUUCCUCUGGGACCCCUCAAAAAGGACCUCUGUGUUUAUUCAGGUACAUUGUAUAAGCACAGAGUUCACCAUGCGUAAACAUGGAGGAGAGAAGGGAGUGCCGUUCCGUAUUCAAAUCGACACUUUCAAGGAGAACGAGGCCGGGGAGUACACCGAACAUCUGCACUCCGCCAGCUGCCAAAUCAAAGUUUUUAAGGUGGGUGCAGACAGAAAGCAGAAAACAGACCGUGAAAAAAUGGAGAAACGAGCACCGCAGGAAAAGGAGAAAUACCAGCCUUCAUACGAAACCACCAUUCUCACUGAGUGCUCUCCAUGGCCCGAGGCUACAUAUGUAAACAACUCUCCAUCUCCUGGAUUUAACAGUACCCACAACAGCUUUCCUGUAACCGAAGGAAAUGGUUCACCCAAUCACCAGCCGGAGCCUGUCGCACAGCUAGCAGACGUGAGUUUGUCGUGCCAUCUACUUAGAAGAGAAAGUGAAACCAAUCAGAAUCUGUUGCCCACGGCAACGCCACAAGAAGCACAGCAGUGGCUCCAUAGAAACCGUUUUUCACCAUUCUGCCGUCUCUUCACAAACUUCUCGGGGGCUGAUCUGCUAAAACUGACCCGAGAGGACGUCAUCCAGAUCUGUGGACCUGCUGAUGGCAUUCGGCUAUUUAAUGCACUUAAAGGACGGGUUGUCCGUCCAAGGCUCACAAUCUAUGUUUGCCAGGAAUCCCAACAGGCUCGUGAACAGCACCAGAAACAUGAGAAUGGAGACGGGACUAGCAACACUUUUUUUGUGUAUCAUGCCAUCUAUCUGGAGGAUUUAACUGCUGUGGAACUGACGGAAAAGUUGGCUCAGCUCUUUCAGCAUCUCUCCAACGCCAGAUCAGUCAGAUCCUUCAAGCAGGGACCCACUGGGCUAUCCAUGUUCUUGUGUACGUAG
This is a messenger RNA of Danio aesculapii, 1844 nucleotides long. Its product is annotated as transcription factor CP2-like. Gene Ontology annotation, molecular function: DNA-binding transcription activator activity, RNA polymerase II-specific; RNA polymerase II cis-regulatory region sequence-specific DNA binding. The coding region runs from base 396 to 1844 and encodes 482 amino acids. Gene Ontology annotation, biological process: regulation of transcription by RNA polymerase II. The record is from RefSeq and is a predicted model, not a curated record. The transcript is spliced from 16 exons. Lineage: Eukaryota; Metazoa; Chordata; Actinopteri; Cypriniformes; Danionidae. Gene Ontology annotation, cellular component: nucleus.